Molecule: messenger RNA, 2399 nt
Organism: Stegodyphus dumicola
Lineage: Eukaryota; Metazoa; Arthropoda; Arachnida; Araneae; Eresidae
Product: SEC14-like protein 2
Cellular component (GO): cytoplasm
Source: RefSeq, a predicted model, not a curated record
UUCCUAUCUUGAUCAUGUCCAUGAAAUUCAGACCUGCAUACAAUACUCGAGUAUCAAGGCCUCUGAUUUGAUAGAAAUUUAAUUUUAUGUAUGGAUACUGAUUGCUGCCAGAUUAAUCAAAGAUUACACAUGAGAGUCUGAUGACACUGGAGGGAAGCUCAAACACCUGAAUGCAAAACAAUAGAGUUGGACUAACGACAGAAAUUACGACAGAUCUCCGAGUAUUUCUUCUGCAAAUAUAAUUUAUCUAUUUAUUUGGCAGUCGCAAAGAAGACUUUAAAUCCCGUUGGGGAUGGAUAAUUCAGCAGACAGCCCCUGUUUUAGGGAAGGUGAAAACAAAUCAAAAAUGAGUAUUGCUCACUGUGAAGCUUUAGCACUAUUUAAGAAGCAGAUUAGCGAUAUCCGAACAGAAUAUGACACGGAUUUGCAGCUGACGAAGGUGCUUCGAGCUAGGAACUUUAACUUGAAGAAGGCUGAAAAGCUAUUUCGGGAGAUUUACUGCUGUCGACAGAUGUUCGAAGCCGAUACGAUAGUUACCACUUACAAAAAAAUAGAGGUUUUAGAGAAAUACGAAUACAACGGAUUUAUGGGGUUUGCCAAGAAUGGAACUCCUAUUCGUUAUAUAUCUGUGGGAAGCGGAGAUCCUAUGGGUUUCUUGAAAUCUAUGUCUGGUUACGAACUUUCCAAUUUCUUUGUUUAUAUGAUGCUAUCAGAUAUACUUGCAGCCAGGAAAGAAAGUGAAAAGAGAGGAAAAGAGAUAAUGGAAAUCACCUAUGUUCUUGACUUGACUGGAUUCUCAAUUCAGGAUCAUCUCCGUGAAUGUAUUCUAGAAAUAGCCUUGGAUGUCACCAGCAUUUUUCAAGAAUACUAUCCAGAAAUUUGGAGCAACGUGUUAUUCGUUAACGCUUCCUAUGUCUUCCACAAAUUUUAUAAUAUUUUGAAACCCAUCAUCAGGGACGAUAUGCUUAAAAAGAUAGAAAUCGUAUCAAGCGAAUCCACAGCUGAAUUACUUUUAAAAUAUAUUGACGAAGAUGUCUUACCAGAAUUUCUUGGCGGGAAACGGAGGGAUUCCAAAGGAGAUCCAAUGUGUAAGGAAUUUCUACGCUUCGGUGGCCGAAUUCCAGAAAAAUAUUACCUGUCCAAUCGGCAUCCUCUCUUAUCAUCGGAUCCGGGUGCUUCAAGUAGGCUAAUCUCAGCAAAGUCUUGCUUCAACUUUCCAGUUGUAGUCAGGAAACCAGGAUCAAAAAUCAGCCUAGAAUUUCGGACUGAGGGAGGAAGCAUAUCAUUUAUAAUACUGCACAGAAAAUUUGGACCGGAUACGGAAAUUCUCGACCUUCCAACCAGCGAUGAAAAUCUGAAUGAAAAAGACGAAAAUUCUAGUUUCCAAGCUGUUAUUUCCGCAUUUAGAGUACAAACUCAUUUGGCACCGGUCGACGAGAAAAUUAAAGCUCCAUGGACUGGUGUUUAUGUCUUCAAGUUCAGUAACUCCAGCAGCUGGUUUAUGUCCAGGCGACUAAUAUACCGCAUUAAGCUUAUAGAACCCGAAUCUUAAAUAUGCUCUCAAGCGUUUUUGUUUAGUAGAAAUUUAUUCCUUGACUGUCAAAUCGUUUUUCUGCUCAUAAAUCAUAUUUCUUUUUUUUUUCUGUUGUCCAAUAAUUCGGCAAGCAUUUGUUUGUACAGGAGUUUCCUUGAAUGUUCCUCACCUACUGCAAUUCAUAUUACGGUAGGAAAAUUAAUAUAUCUGAAAAGAUAAAACUUAUUGAAUUUUAGCUUCAAUUAUAUUUUCUUAACAAUUCUGCAAUAAAAAAUAGGCGGUGGUAUAUUUUUGCUGCAAAAUAUACCGAACGUUUAAUCACGUAACCAAUACGGACAGUAGGUUUUUGCAAUAAAUUCUGAAAUAUUUUCCUACGCGGUAAUGUGAAGCAUUCUAACAUGUUUUAGUCUUAAUAUUCAAGCAUAUUUAUAGAAUUGUAACAAGUAAUAUGAGACAUUGUUUCUUUAUUGUAAAAAUAUAAAGUAUUUUUGUUUUAAUCAAUGUAAUAAAAUAUGUAAUAUUGUCCUACGCAGUAAUGUGAAGCGUUUUAACGUGUUACUCUUAAUGUUAUAACAUGUUAUUUAAUUUACUGCAAUAAUUGUAAUAUUGUAAUCGUUUUGACAUGUUAUUUAAUUUAUUGUAAUAAGUAAUAUGAGACAUUGUUUUCAUGUUGUAAAAAUUUGAAGUACUAUUUUUUUGUUUUGUUUUGUUUUAAAAAAUAUAAUAUUGCCUUUCGCAGUAAUGUGAAGCAUUUUAAGAUGUUAGUAUUAUUGUUCAAGCAUAUUUAAUUUAUGGAGUUGUAGUAAGUAAUAUGAAAUAUUGUGUCUUCGUUGUAAAAGUAUAAAGUACUGUUUUUCUGUUUUAA